AUGGCUGAUUGGAAUUAUAUUAUAAAACGAAAUAGACAAUAUAUCAAAUCUAAGGAUAAAGUAAAGUCACAAGUUGAAAAAAACAAAUUAGAACAAAUUGGAUUAACGGAAAAUCUACAAACUUUAUUUAAACCAAUAUUAAAAAGUCAAGAGGAUAUUAAAAAGAAAUUAGAAGCAACACCUAAACAACAAAUUCAAGAACUUCCUCAAAUAGAAUAUCCCAUUGAAGUUGGUGAAAUCAUAAUCAGGACAUUAGAUGAUAUAAAACAUUAUUUUUCAAAUCCAGAUCCAACUCUACCGAAAACAAUUAAACCAACCACUGAUCAAGAUGGACUGAUUCUUAACGUACGUUUGUAG
Messenger RNA from Lottia gigantea (owl limpet), 357 nucleotides. RefSeq lists its product as hypothetical. The record is from RefSeq and is a predicted model, not a curated record. The transcript has a single exon. NCBI's taxonomy places the organism in Eukaryota, Metazoa, Mollusca, Gastropoda, Lottiidae. Bases 1 to 357 code for a protein of 118 amino acids.